Messenger RNA from Clunio marinus, 3806 nucleotides. The record is from the annotation of a GenBank genome assembly. Lineage: Eukaryota; Metazoa; Arthropoda; Insecta; Diptera; Chironomidae.
AUGUUUCAAAAUCUAAUUGCUUUUCUUCGUUUCCUUUCAGAUUAUCCACGUGUUGACAUCGGUCCAGAGAAUCCAUUACGUGUUGAACGUGACGGCACCGCAAAAUUAGAGUGUAAUGUCGACGCCAAGCCCAAAGUUAGCAAUGUACGAUGGACGAGAAACGGUCGCUUUAUCAGCUCAUCGUUCACUCAUACAAUUCAUCGUGUUUCAGUGCAAGAUGCUGGCGAAUAUGAAUGCGCAGCUGAUAAUGGUUUGGGUCGUACGGGAUCACAAAAAAUUCUUCUAGACGUUCUUUAUGCUCCCGUUGUGGUGAUUGAAACGAAAACUCGUGAAGCUGAAGAACGUGAGAGCAUUAAUAUCAAGUGCAAUGUGACAUCGAAUCCACCACCUGUUGAAAUUGAAUGGUUGAAAGAAGGAAAUCCCAGUUUUCGUCAUUCGGGCGCUGUCCUUGCAAUCUCUGAUAUUAAAGCUGAACACGCUGGAACUUAUGUUUGUCGAGGUAUCAACAACAUGCGGCCCUAUGGUGGAAAAGCUGCUGAAAGAAUUGGCAACACAACAGUCGCUGUUCUUGUCCGUCAUCGACCUGGAAAAGCUGUCAUCACACCAAACAAACCUGUGGUACAUGUUGGAAGUGGCGUCACGCUUACUUGUUCAGCUAAUCCUCCUGGUUGGCCCGUGCCUCAAUUCCGUUGGUUCCGUGACGUCGAAGGCGAAAUAUCAACACAAACAAUUCUCGCUCAGGGUUCACAGUUUGUCAUUCCACGAGCUCAUUUAGGUAGCGAAGGUCGCUAUCACUGUCAUGCUGCGAAUGAGUUAGGACAUGGAGAAAUGGCGACAAUUACUUUAGAAGUUCAUCAACCACCACAGUUCUUAGCUAAACUUCAACAGCAUUUAACUCGACGUGUCGGCGAUAGCGAUUUCAGUGUAUCAUGCAGUGCUAAAGGAAAGCCAAAACCUUCAGUGAAAUGGUUUAAAGAUGGUCGUGAGCUUGCAAGUGAGACAAACUUUUAUGAAAUCACAACAUCUCCAAAUGAAGGUCCUAAUGGAAUGGUCACUGUGCAAAGUAAUUUGAAGUUCUUCGGUAAAAUGCGACCAAAUAGUAAUCAAUUGUUGCCUAAUGACCGUGGCGUCUAUUCGUGUGUUUACCAAAACGAAGUUAAUAUGAACAAUUCAACGAUGAAUCUUAAAAUUGAACACGAGCCAAUUGUGUUGCAUCAGUACAAUAAAGUGGCUGCAGAUAUUCGCGAAACAGCAGAAGUUGUUUGCAAAGUUCAAGCUUAUCCAAAGCCUGACUUCCAAUGGACAUUUGGCACCAACACUGCCCCGAUUUCCAUGAAUUCUGAUUCGCAUUACGAAAUCAAUACGUCGUCAGAUAGCAAUGAUAUCUAUACAAGUAUUUUAAAGAUACAUAACGUUCGUCACAACGACUACGGCGAGUAUAAUUGUCGUGCAUCAAAUUCUCUGGAAACCAUUAGAGCACCAAUUCGAUUACAGCCUAAAGGCUCACCUGAAAAGCCAACGAACCUUGAUGCUGCAGAAGCCGGAUCAAAUUUCAUUUCUCUAAAUUGGACUCCUGGAUUUGAUGGUGGCUUAAGUAACACAAAAUUCUUUGUUUUGUACCGUAAAGUUUCAAUUCCAAGUAAUGAAGUUAAUGGCGAUUGUGGAACACAAUACACAAGUUCACCUGAUUGGUCUGAAUUUGAUUGCCAUCGUGAUUUUCCUUGCAACAUCACGCCAUUAGAUCAACAUUCUAGUUACGUUUUCAAGGUGAAGGCACUUAAUACAAAAGGCAACAGCGAAUACUCAAAUGAAAUUACAAGAACCACAAAAGUCAGUAAAAUCCCUUCAGCACUUCAUGUCUCAUAUGAUCCAUCGACAAAGAUGUUAGGCGUCAAUGUUGGCCAAACAUGUCUCGCUUUAAUCGCUGUUGUUGAGACAGUUGUUCAUGGUGACACUCAUAUGCCCGAAUGGCAUAUUGUCGAUCAAAUUCCCCUUCAUGCUUCAGGAUCAGCGUCGACAUACAAAGAAUCUGUCGUCGAGAAUAUUAUUGUGCCACGUCGAAGUGGAAAUGUCGCUCGUUCUCUCGAGGAUGAAGAAGAUUUCACAAUGGCUUUAGAAGAUGAUUCAAUGCCUCGUGUACGCGUCAAGUUGUGUCUUCGAGGCAAUCCCGAACAUUGCGGUGAUUAUAUUGAUGCUGAAAUUGGUCCAUCAUAUAUUCAGGAUGUACCCACAAUCGCUAUGCCUACAUUAAUUGCUAUCGUAGUAUCGUGCAUCGUGUUUGCUUUGUUCAUUGGAUUGUUGUUGAUGUUCUGCAAAUGCAAGCGAAAGCAAACAAAGAAGAGUGUCCAAGCGAAGGAUUAUGAAAUGGAUUCAGUGAGACCAUCGAUUGUAGCACAACAAACCCAGGCACCACCACCAUAUUAUCCAGCAAGUGGCUUGGAAAAUAAAGCUUUGGAACAUUCGAUGGAUCUCGCACUCGCGAUGGAAGACCAAAAGACUGCAAUUUACGCGACACAAAAUGGCUAUGGCUAUGGCAGUGGGAUGCAAGUACCAUCACAUAAUAUACCUGCAGAAUGGGUUAACAUGGGAUACAUGGAAAACAGUUAUUCAAAUUCUAACAACGGCGGCAGUGUUAACUCCCAAGACUCGCUUUAUCAAAUGAAAAUGUCAGCAGCUGCUGGUAAUUCGGGAAAUCUCAUUUCACAACAUCAUCAGUACGUUGAGCGUCAGCCAUCGUAUGGCUACGACCCUUUGACCCAUGGUGGGUACGGAACGGUCGACGAUUAUGCAACCUAUCCUCAUUUGGCGACGACACCAUCACAACAGAUGAUUGCGGACGAUUAUCAUAAUCAAAUGAUGAUGGCUCAACAGACGCCAUCAAGACAAGACUAUUGUACGGAUCCUUAUGCAGCUGUACAUAAACCAAAUAAAAAACGACUGGAUCCCCAUAUGGAAUCACCUUAUCAUGAUGUCAGUGGCUUACCUGAUCCAUACAUGGAACAAAUGCAAAUGAGUGAAGAUCAAAUUGAUCAUCCAAACAAGCAACCUCAACAACAACACAUGUCGCUUGGAUAUGACGAGACACUCGAGAGUGGUUAUUCCACACCAAAUUCACGAAAUCGUCGUGUCAUACGUGAGAUAAUUGUCUGAGACCAACCACGGGUGCGUUUCGCCGAUGGAACGUGCCAAUAGCAAUCAUUAUCAAAAUAUUAAAUUAAAUAAUCAAGUCUAAACAAUCCACCCAUACUCAUUUUAUCGUAAAAUCGAUCUUUGAGAUGAAAAAGAAUUUUUAUUUUGCUCUAGAUUUAUUUGUGGAUAUUCAUUCAAGAACUGAAAAAACAAAUUAUGAAAAACAUCAAAAGAAUGAAUUUAAUUAAUUAAAAUGAUCCUUUGUGUUGAUUUAUGAGGCGAAUAUAAUGCGUUCAUCAGCUGCUUUAGCUUGUGCAAUAUUUAAAUUGAUGAUAAAGGGGAAACAAUGAAGAAUGAAAAAAAUUAUGAUAACAUUAUAUGUCGUUCAACAUCUCGCGGCAACUAAUUAUGAUUGACACAUCUCCGGCAUGAUAAUCAUUAAAUUCAUUAUUGAACGGUUGCGCUGAUGAACCUGAUGAUAUUUAAAGGCGUUGUUUGAUGAUGCCAACAAUGAAGUUUCGUCGCCUAAAACCAUAAUGGAUCGAAUCUAAUCAAUUAAAGGAUAAAUUGUCGAAUGAAGCUCAACAAAGGAAUAAUCUAGAGCAAUGAGACAGGGUAGCAAAGCAACCCUAAAGAAAAUAUAAAUAAUUAAAGCACCAUGCAUACACAUUGUUAGG